This is a messenger RNA of Mercenaria mercenaria, 1611 nucleotides long. RefSeq lists its product as uncharacterized. Bases 24 to 1520 code for a protein of 498 amino acids. Gene Ontology annotation, molecular function: hydrolase activity. The record is from RefSeq and is a predicted model, not a curated record. Lineage: Eukaryota; Metazoa; Mollusca; Bivalvia; Venerida; Veneridae. The transcript has 7 exons.
UUUGCGAUCAUUUCUCCAGUAUAAUGAGUGUGCGUCAAAUAUGUACGUUUGUUUUUCUUCUGGCUGCAACUUCCGCCUUGGAGGUAGUGAUACAGCAGCCGACGAAAAAUGGAACUUUUGACGUCGGCAUUAUUAUUACACCCGGAGCUGACAUAAAGGGAGAGGCGUAUGAGAAACUAGGUACCAAGUUUCAAGAGUCGUUCCCAGGACGUAUGUGGGUAGCAUUGCUGUGUGAUUUCCCUUUCAAUAUCCCUAAUCCAAUACAACUUGCUUCUGGGAUAGAUGAAUCAAUUUCCAAAUUCAAGAAUGCGGGAUUUCAAGGAAACAACAUCUUCCUGGCAGGUCAUAGCCUAGGUGGUUUGUUUGUUGGUAUGUACGGACUCAGUCAUGCGUCCCAGCUAAAAGGUGUGAUGCUGUUUGCCUCGUACCUGACAAGAUCACACAGGCUUAGGGACUAUCCCCUACCUGUACUGACAAUCUCGGGAGACCUGGACGGACUCACUAGGAUCACCAGAAUUGUUGACACUUUCGAAGAGUUAGAAAACGAAACUAUGCACAAUCCAAGCCCCGUCAGUUUAAUUUACAAAACACCCGUCAUUGUAAUGCGAGGUUUAAAUCACGGCCAUUUUGCUUCCGGAACCAUGCCACCCAACGUCCUUGAACAUGACCUUCCGGUUGACAAUGACAUUACAUUUGACAAUGCUCAUCAGACAAUUGCUUUCCACGUGACAAAUUUUGUUAUUGUCAACACUGGCCUACCGAAGGAAAAGUAUCUGACAGCCGUAGCAGGGAUGAAGAUGGCCUACUUCAGUACAAAAGAAACGAUACAGCCUUUGUCUCGUGUCAAGGCCAUGGACAUCAACACAGGUAAAUCUUCCACUACAACAAUUACCGCGCAAAGAUGUCUCCUUGGUAACAAGUUGGCUUCACAUGUGGACGUGAAUGACACAGAAAUAUCUGAACAGGAAAUCGACUUUUACGAACCGGAUGUGAAAGUGAUAAACAGGACGCAUGCGCAUGUGCAAACUUUCUCGACCGUCGUGACACCCUUUGACCCGGAAGAUGUAUCAUUAAACCCACAAACACCGUCAGAAGUUCAGUCUGUGAUGAAGAGCAAGGCUGGAAUGAUCAAGUUGUUACCAGAUGUAGCUUAUGAUGGCAACAAUCUAACUUGUCGGGAUCUAAAUAAGAUCAUUUACCAAGUUGCUUUAAAUGCAUCGUCAGCUCUGGCUCACAAUCGCUCCAUAGAAAGGAGGUCUCCGUCCAUCACAUUUAAUGAUGACGUCAUAUCAGAUUCUUUGUUGAACUGGUCAGUGGACUCUUUAGACCUACAGUAUGGUGUCAAUGGGUCUUUGAAGGUCACUUCGUACGCUUAUGUUGUCGAUCCAGACGACCCAAGUGGAAAAAUGGCGGGAACACGUCAUUGUAAAUUGUUGUCACCGUACAGAGCAAUGGAAUGGUUUUAUAUAGACUCAUUGAAAAGAAAUGCUGGUCAUAAUAGUUGGUUUCACCAUUUGUGAUAUUUUUUGAAUAAAAUAAUUUGUAUCUAGCUGUUUUUUACAAAUAGACCAUCUAUUCUCUUUGGUCUCCGACAAUAAACUUUGCUUUUCA